Orcinus orca (killer whale) is the source of this 2005-nucleotide messenger RNA. RefSeq lists its product as uncharacterized. Bases 638 to 1690 code for a protein of 350 amino acids. The record is from RefSeq and is a predicted model, not a curated record. Lineage: Eukaryota; Metazoa; Chordata; Mammalia; Artiodactyla; Delphinidae. The transcript has 2 exons.
GCGGCUCCCCCGAGCUCAGGGGGCGGGGCUUCCGAGCCAGCAGGUGGAGGGAUCUGCCACUUGGAGACCGUCUCCACCCCCCCGCCUGUUUCUCAGUUUGGAGUCCCCCUCGCCUGCCGCCCCGGGUGCAGCUUUUCUCCGGGGCGGGGUGGGGACUGGGGUGGGGGUGGGGGGACUGGGGGUGGCGAUGGGAGGAGGGUUGGUGUUUCUUCCUGCUCCGAGGUGCCUUAACGCAGCGCCGUUCUAGCGGCCCGGGCCACCGCUUGGGGGCCGCCCUGGCCUCCCUUCCCCUCCGCGAGCCCUCCUAGGACCCGGGGCAGAGCCAGCUCGGCAGAUGCCCUCGCCUGCCACCCCCUCUGCUUCUCCUCGGCUCUCCCCCCUGCUAGCCCUCUUCGCCUGCCGCCUUCUAAGCUCCCACCGGGGCAAUCGAUGGACGCUGCAGAGAAAUAGAAAGUGAUAUGGGGGCAGAAGAUCAGAAGCGUUCAUAUGGGACGGACCCACAGACACGGAAGAGCACAGACCUCUAGCUUUUUGAGAAAGCACGAGACUUUUGCUAGGGUUAUAUCACAGACACGCAGACAGACACACGCAGACACCCGAAAUCCAAGUUUGGGGCUCCUCCAUCCCACUUUCCCCGAUGCCCAACAGCCGAUCUGUUUACAACUUCGUUAAACUAGAGAUCGGAAAAGCGCCCAGAGACGCUGGCGGAGCUCCAGGUCCAGGCAGCAUCCCCGCGCCCCCGGCUCCCCUCACCCGCCGCCCCAAACCCCACUUCUGCAGCCCCGGACCGGGGAACCCCCUACCUGGCCAGCCGACUUGGCGCAGGGGCGGUGCUGAGUCGGCGGAGAGCCCGAGCGGGAAUGCGGCAGGUCGCCUUUGCGGUACCCGGGCGCGAGCCGCGGCCGCCACGGCAUCCGAGGGGCGCCGGGGCCACCGCGCCGCCCUCGCACCUCGUCCUGCUUUCCUUCAGUUGGCCACUCGCCUAACUGGGCAGCGACGGCGGAAAUGUCCGUUCCCGACCCCCAUUCUCGCCCGUGGCCGGCAACCUGGAGACGCCGCUCUCGCUCUCGGGUGCGGGCAAUUCCGGAGGCUGUGGGGCGGAAAAGCGAAAUGCCACCCUCUCCCGAGCUCUGAAGCGAAUGACGAUGCGGAGCGCUCUCGCCCCCUCCCAACACCGUGGGAGCCCUUGAUUCGAUCCCGAAGGAGGCGAGCGAGCAAGGGCCUGGAUCUCCGUGCCUCGCAGGUCCCCUCGGCUUCCCGCACCCCGCGCGGACCUCGAAAAGCCGACCGCCAGUUCUCCUUCCCUGUGGUCCACAGCCCCGCACACGCACGGUCCUCUGCCGCGACCUUUCCGGGAAUUUCACAUCGGAAAUGGUCAGGUCCGACGCAAUGCAGGCGGUGGUGUUCCUGGCACAACUACUCUGAUGGGCCGCCGUUUGUGCAGUCCCACAAUAAUCCGCUUCUCUGCGCGCUGUCCGGCCGCUCCCGCAGGGGGCUCUGCAGGGCAGACCCAGCUUGUCCCCGCCGGCCUCGGAGAGAUGCGGACUUCGGGUUGGGCUCUGCAGUUGAGGAUCACCCGGGUCUGUCCUCCGUCGCGCUACUGCGAGGCAGUGGUGCUGAGAGUGUGUCCCUCUUUGACCUACGACGGGAGUUGAAGUUUCCUUGCGAUCAGACUAUUUUGAAAUACUGAGAAUGUGACUUGUGGGAAACCAAAGGCUUCGUGGGUUUAUGCGCUUGUCUGCCAACUUGGUGCUAAUUGGAACGAAUCUGAGAAGCAAGUCGCCUGCCCACCUCCCACCCACGUCCCUCUUCCCGAAGCCUCUUUUUCCGGCCUAGGGCCUUCCCAAGGCCCCUUGCAAGGCUGGCAGCUUCUCGGGGACAGGGUCCGCACAGAGGUGCAGGGCAGCAGGAGCCGGGGGCGUGCGCGGUGCCCUCGGAGUGCGGCUCCGGCUGCGCCCCUAGAGGCGCUGCGCCUUGGCGCCUGCAGCGCGAGAGAAGGCAGCCA